Molecule: messenger RNA, 5709 nt
Organism: Rhopilema esculentum
Lineage: Eukaryota; Metazoa; Cnidaria; Scyphozoa; Rhizostomeae; Rhizostomatidae
Product: protein broad-minded
Biological process (GO): non-motile cilium assembly
Source: RefSeq, a predicted model, not a curated record
AGGAUGCAGCUGGUCUAGUAACAAGGCCUAGAUGUUGUUAUGUUGUUAUGGUUUUAGUUCUAGGUCUAAAGCAAUGCCAAGAUGCUAGACCUAGAUUUUAGGAUUUUCAUAGAGAAAUGGAGACUCAGUUUGCACAUUGACAGGAAAUUCGUGUAUCCUUUUGCCUGAAAAUGAAGAUAUGUCAAGCAAAUGUGAUCUUGUUUUGGCAGGAGCCUGAGUAAUUGCCGUGGUUUUGUUGUAAACAUGAGUGAUAACAUGGAAAACAGCGUCAACGCGUACGUAGCUGGUCUACGCCAAUUACUUGAGAAUAUUGAGCCAAUUAUCAGGCAGGCAAACUCCUUAGCUGCCGUGGAAGAUAUUUUAUUAAACUUAGAAACAACUGAUGAAAACUUUCAUAAAUAUGACCUCGUUAAGAUGUUACGCCAGCUUAUAGAAGUAGAAAUAGGGCCACUUAUCGAUGGGCUAGUCGAUGAAGGAAGGCUAGAUCAGAGUGAAAGUGAAUGUCUAAGUGCAAUCUCAGAAGAAAUCCUUUCAUCUGAGGCAUUUAACAAGGUAUCAAUGUCUGUUGUUUCUGCAAUACAAGCUGCUGCAAAUGAGAUAAUCAAGGUCAUGACGGAAAAUGGUGGUAAUUUUUCACUGACACACUCUUCACUAGAUAAAUACCAAAGAUUUUCUAACCGAUAUCUAGAAUCUAGUGGAGAUGAUUCAUUGCUAGCAUCAUCAUUUGAUGGUGAUGAUUUCAUGUUUAUGUCUCCACAGAAGUAUAAUGUUUUGGCAAACCAGCUUUUGCCAGACUUCUCACCAGCAAAGAGGCUAGAGGCACUGAAUACAUUAUCACAGAUUCCACAAACAGACUUAGUCAAUAGUGAGUUCUGGAAUGCUAUAAAGAAGGGGCUAUCUUAUGCCUUAAAAGACGAUAAUCAUAUUAUUGCAGAAAAAAGUUUAAAAUUCCAUGCAAAGGUGUUUGCUACUGCAUCAGGGCAUGUUACAAAAGAGAUAUACAACAGCCUGACUAACCAUCUGAUUGACUACUUUAAGGAAUCUACAAGCCAUAUGGUAUCCAUUGACACUGGCCUUGAUCUCGGUGACAGGCGUAACAUCAAAAUAUUGAAAGAGCUCAGACUUCUUAAUCAAUUUCAACAUGAACUCCCUUUGUUUUGGAUUCGUUACCCUGAAAAAUUUGUUGAAGAGAUUCUUUUUUCAACUGUAAACUUAAUGUCUGUGAUACCACAGCCAGUGUCAUCAAACUUCAGUGAAGCUGUUUUGAGUCCAUACCACUUUCUCUCCCUUAUUGAUCCUUCUGCAUUCUGGUUUUGUAAAUGGAUGCAUGGAAACUAUAGUAGAGCAGAACUGAUCAAGCACCUCAGCAGUAAUAAAAUCCUUUUGAAGGAAGCAUGUAAAAGCUCUUUAGACUUUGUUUUACAUUGCAAAACACAGUUUUCUCCAGAGACUGGAGAUGAUGUUGAAAUAGUAAACCAUAUUGAGAAUGAAGCCCUUGUAUACACAAAAGCUGAGAUUCUUUGUGCUCACUUUAUACAGUCAAUUAGUAUACUAGGUAGAAUAAUUUUAUACAAGGAAGGAAGAGCACUGUUUCCAAUUGAGCUCGAGGAUAGGCUAGAAACAAUAACUGUUCCAGAUCUGAUAGUUAUGCUUGUUGAAGUCAUCUCAUUUUUGCCACCUUCUAGCAGUGACUUACAAAGCUUAAAUGACUUGGAACCUGCUCAUCUGGUAGCAAAUAUCCUUAAAAACCUUGCCACUGGUUCUGCAGAAACUUGUCUUGAUUGCAUUUGCAAAGAUGUUGUGAUGAAUGCUUUUCUUCAGCCUGUGCAUAAAAGCAUUGAGGGGUAUAACAGUGUAUUGGAAUCAAAGGAAAGGAAUGAAGCAACACUUGUCUUGACAGCAGAUAUAUUGGCAGAAAUUGCUUCUACACAUGAUGGAAGGAACCACCUACUAUACGGUGAAAGAAAGGAAAGGUGGCAACGGUCAAGGCUUGCCCCAGUUCAUACAAUUGCUCAAUUUGCUAAAAAGGCUUUGAAUGGAUCUCUAGAGACAAAGCCAUCAGAUAAGGUUAUCAGUUCUUUCUUAUUUGUUUGCCGGCAGCUUUAUAACACUUGCGAAGGACUAAUGAUUAUGGGUAACUUUACUCACAGUGACAUCAUCAGCAAAGCUUUGCUCAGAACCAGAGAAAUUGAAAGUUGUGAUAGUGGAAGAAGCAAGACUAAAAUUAACCAAACUCAUCCACCAAAUAUCAUAGGAAAGACUUUUGCACAUCUGUCUCCCACCUCAAGUCAGGAUAUAGAGAAUGCCUUCAAUCCUCUAAACUUUGGUGCUUCUUCAAUAUCAACUUUUGAAGAAAACCAUAGUUCUGAACAGCGUGUUGUUGACUAUGUAACUGAAGCUGACCUUGUUAGUAUGUCUGAAUCACUUCAUUUAUCAUCAUCUGCUGUUCCACAAAGCUCUAGUUUUGUCAAGCCACAAAAGAAAGGUUACACUGAAUCACUUAUUGACAACUUGCUGAACUUCACAUCAACUCCAAAAGGGGUUCUGCUGGUUCAGCAAACAGGCAUUCUUGAUGAGUGUGCACAGUACAUGAACAGCAGAUACCAGCAAAAGCUUCAAGUGAGCAAAAUUGAAAAGUUUGGUUAUGGGGCUAUGAUUACUCAGAUGACAGCAACAGCUCCUGGUAUGCUAGCUUUGGAAAGAGCUGGUUACUUUGAGAUUCUUCUAGAGAAUACUUGGCAAUGUUUGGAGGGCGUUACAAAUGACUACACCAAGACAGUUCUCUCUUCAGACUGGGAUGAUAUCGAAGAGAAGCAAUGCAAAAAACUCUUCACAUCGAUGAUCAAUUUGUUGUCAUCUUUUCCAAGUGUUUACGAGCUACUCUGCAUACAGCAGGCUGCCUCUGAGACAGCUAAUGAACACAUCUCCAGCAUUGGUGAUCCAGUAACAAGAACAAACGCAUUUUCAAUUCCCAAAACUUUCGAGGAAUUAAUGCAGAACCUUGUUUUUGUCGAUUCUUCAGACAGGAUGCGUCUGCUUUUCCAGUUUGAGCGUUCACAUUUGUUCGGUUUGCGAGUUUUGAGCAGUCUUGUCUCGUGCCUUGAUACAUUCUUGCUAAUCCAAUCGAAAUACCACUUCCAAGAAACAUUGCUGAUGCUUCAGGAAAGCCAAAAGAUAGACAAUGGUCAGUUUAUUAUUGAUAAUUGUGGCGUGGAGAGGAAUCAGAUUUUAGUGAGGACGUUUUCAAUUGGUGGUCCGACAGAAAGAAUAAUUCCUGGACGUACAUUGGCUAAGGAUCCAGAAUCUCCAUACCCAUGGCCAUUCUUCUCAUCGUACCCUGUACCAAGUGCAUAUGUUCCAGUUGACUUGAAUGUUGUAAUGACUGCAUUCGAGCAGCAGGACAAAGUCAGAAGAUUUCUAACUGAAACCGGUUCAAAUACAUUUGACACUCUUGAAGAAGCUCGGGGUUGGUUGCUUAAGUGUAGAGACGUCUAUGUUUCAACUGUGAAGGAAGAUCCAGAAACGGUUGGCAUGAAAUCAAUUCCUCAUUUAAUGGAACGAAUCUGCAGUGCACUUGCUGCAGAUCCCGAAGAAGCAAUCUUGCCUCUUAUUGAGUAUUCUGGAAACGAGUCUUUAUUGAAGAGUAUGCAGUUAUCAGAUAUGGAGAAUAUUGGUGUUGAUCUGGUCAUUAAAUAUGGAACGACUCUCAGGUUGAUCCCGCCAACUAGCAAUGCCAGUGAGGAAUUAAAGCAUUUGCUUAAACAAUGCAAGUUCUUUCUAUCAUGUCAACAACGCCAGUUCUCGUCAAAACUAAGCACGCUGCAGUCAGACUAUGCUGGUUUUGAUUGGUAUGUUAGCUCUAUAUAUUUGCUCAUGGGUGGAAAAUUUGAAAGGUGCUGGGAAUUUCUGUCUCGUUUUUCAUCAUUGCUUGCUUCUGGAUACAUGUGGACUGCCAGACUUCAUGCAUCUAUUCAUCUUCCGAAAGACUUGCAAGAGAGUGGUAUCCAUCCCAUGUAUUCUUCAGUUUGUCAUAACCUUGAACUACUUCUACAAGCAGAAAUCCCACAAAUUUAUUCUGCUUUCCGAAUGUCCGGCUAUCCUCCCAGCCAAAUCUGUCACCUCUGGUUGCGGCAAUGUUUUUGGAACUACCUUGACUGGCCAGAAAUUUGCAGCUAUUUGUGUUGUUGUUUACUCAUGGGCAUUGACUAUCAAAUUUAUUUUUGUAUGGCUAUUUUGAAACAUCUUCAGAGAGAAAUAUUUCUGCAUACACAGCAGAAGAACUUGUCUGUGUUCCUUCGACAAUUCCCAAUAAAAGAUUUUAAGUUGGGGAAUUAUAUGGACUUUAUGCUCGAACUACAAAAGAAAUAUCGAACUGUAAUAUUGCCAGAUUUGCAAGAUAUAACAAAACCUUGAUCAGACUAUAAACAACAGUAAGCAUUGGUGUUAGUAAACUCUACAAUGAAAUAUUUCAAAUCUGUAAUAACAUAUGUAUCUCAUGAUUUGAGAACAAAAAUGUUUACUUAUUGAUACUGAAAUCUUUCUACAAAGUAUUAAUAAUUUUCAGAAAUAAAGGAACUUUUUAAAUUCGUUUUUAACUAACAUCGAUAAAGUAGUUUCGAAUAAAAGGACGAGGUUUCCUUUCCUAUUACUUUAUGGAACGUAAACAGAAAAUUUCGUUAUAACUCUAGAAUGCUACCGAUAUUUUACAUCUCACAUGCUAUUUUUUCAAAGAUAUACUGAAAUAUAUUUCAACCUUUAUUUUCAAAACCCAACCUGUUUUAAGUUUUUUUGUAUGGCACAAUUAAAUCAUUGUAAAAUAUGAUGUGUCUGUAAUCUGUAACGAUUUAAUUAACUAAACGAAAAAAAGUUACGAAAUUUUAGGUCUGUCUUUAAACUUCAAAAUGGUCAAGUUUUUAAAGUCAUGCUUUUCCACUAUAACCACACAGAAUCCAUCGAAUAUCAUAAAAACUAUUUGAAAGCAGUAAAGGUUGCCUUGGUGUGGGUAAUUUGAAGAAAAUCACGAUAUUUUCGGUUGAUCCACUUUUUGAAAGGAAGGCUCGCAAAAAUGGUCAAAUUUUGAAGGUGAAACUUCUGCAUCAUAAUCAAUCAGGAUGCAUUCAAUACGAUCAGAAACCACUAAGAAUCAAAAAAGAUUAUAAAGACCGCUGAUAUUAUACAAUAAAAUGAUUAGUUUUUGAGUCGAAUCAAUUGUCAGAAAGAACUAGAAUUGAAUUUUUUUUGGAAUUAUAUUCGUUUCUUUUCUAAAAAUAAGACUUUGUGAUAGGGGUUGAUCUUUUAAGAAGAUAUACGGCUAUAGGCUUUGAAAAUAGUUGAUCAGCUUUUAUAAAACAAAAACAUCAAAAUUGAAUAUAGUUUGGACUAUAAUUAAAGUACUUCUAAAUAAUCUGUGCGUACUUUAAUUCAACUUAGCUUCCGAAUUGAAGUCGAUUUUUCAAGAAAAUAACAACAUUUUGCAAGGAUUGGUUUUUCAUCAAAAACUAAGGCUAUAGGUUUAGAAAUAUUAUCGAUUUUUUCAAAAAUUAAUUCUUCUUGAAACAGCUUGGUUUUUUCUAUAUGGUCUAGAAUAAGUAUAAUUGAACUUAGUUUUGGAAUUGAAGUUAUAUUUUCGAGAAAACAACGACUUUUGUUGCGGUCGAUUUUUCAUGAAAAAAUAAAGCUAUAGACAUUUUUCUUCUAGAAAGAGAUUGG